GCAGUGUGGAGGAGAGGAGAGGGGGUCUGCCUGAACAGUCCUGAGUCUUGUUGGAGGCUGGCUACACUGCAGUGAGCUGGGAGGGGGAGCUAGUGAGAGGGUAGAGGGGUCUUGAAGGGGAGAGGAGGAAAAGCAGCAUCAGUCUGGGCAGCUAUGCACCAAGCCGGGACAGUGUGACAGAGGAGAGGGGAGCUGGGAUUUGGGCUGUGCUGCAAAGGGAUGCAGAGUGGAGCUUCCACUGCAGCAGGGAAGCGAGAUCGAAACAGAGAGGGCGACUGAAGGACAGGCAGGCAGGAGGCUACAGAGACCCAGUAUUAGACCUCCAACCUCUACCACAUUGUGGCCCGACCGCUUGCCCAUGGGAGAGACCACCGAGCAGACAUGGACUCAAGACCGGAUGGGUGAGAUCCAACCAGGAUCAGGGAUGGGAUCAGCUCAUCUGCUAUCCUCCUGAACACUUAUCUCUGCCUAAAACUCUCAGCUGUUGGGUGAGACUGGGAUCUGAGGGCCUUCAUGCCCUGAGACUGUCCAGGUAGAUAGAGGGAGAGGAGGAGGGGCAGGGGGAGGUGGGACAGGGGAGGCGGAGGAGAAGGAGGCUGAGAGUGAAGUAGAGCUGUAUUUUUGGAUGAGAGACUCCCGAAUUAAGCGAGCUGGAAUAAAGAUGUAGUGUGAGUGGGAAGCAGAACAAGUAGUGUGCUGUGCUGCAGAGUGUGGUUGAGUGGGGCAGACCGGGAGCCGGGGGUGGACAAACGGACACACAGGCGGCCUGACGGAGCUGCAGGGGUGACUCCAGUGGGGGAGACAGAGCCUGAGCAGUCUACUGGAUCAGGAAGCCUCUGUAGAUGGCCCCUGUCCCACAGCCCAAAUGCUCAUUCAGUCUGCACCAGCCUGCCAUCAUACCUGAGAAUACAAUCCAUUCAUUCUGCUGGAGGGGCACAUUACACCUGCAAAUACCUACCUGGGACCUGGGUAGCUACCUGUGCCUGUGCUUGGCUCUCCUCUGUGAAUGCUGAACUGCAGCUCACCCUAGAGCCACUGGAUUACACAGCAGAUUCUUCAUUUGAAUGGGACAUCCAAGAUAGAGGAGAUACUCCAGGAGAUACUCCAGGAGAUGUAUAUUUAGCUAGCAGGGACAGAAAAAGCCUUGAUCAUGAACUGAAAUCCUGCUUCUCCAGCAGUCACCAUUACCACCACAGUGGCGUCGCGCAUCUCUGCAUGCCUGGCACAUAUCUCAGCCUGUAUGGAGCCAUCCACCACCUCAAGCUCAACUUCGACAAGACAGAGCUGCUCUUCCUCCCAGGGAAGCCUGUUCCAAGACCUCUCCAUCACGGUUGACAACUCCACUACAAGACCAUGAUGCCCUCUCGCUGUAGGACUGUGCUGCAUAUCGUGACGACUACCCUCUUCGCCGCUGUGGUCCUGUUUGGGAUCCUGCUGGCUUACGUGACUGGCUACCAGUUCAUCCACACAGAGCAGCACCACCUGUCUUUCGGCCUGUAUGGAGCCAUCCUGUCUCUGCACCUCUUCCUCCAGAGCCUGUUUGCCUUCCUGGAGCACAGACACAUGCGCAGCCCCGCCCGGCCCCAGCACCUGCGGCGCUCCGUGGCCCUGUGCAUCGCUGCCUACCAGGAGGACCCAGACUACCUGAGGAAGUGCCUCCGCAGCGUGCGCCGCAUCUCUUUCCCCGGCCUGAAGGUGGUGCUGGUGGUGGACGGGAACAGGCUGGAGGACGGCUACAUGAUGGACAUCUUUCAGGAAGUGAUGGGUGGAGCGGACCAGGCCGGCAGCGUGGUGUGGAAGGGGAACUAUCACAGUGACGGGGGUGGAGGGGUGGGCGGAGGGGGGGCCAGAGCAGCGUCCCUGCAUGCGGAGGAGGCUGCACGUGUGGCCAGGCUGGUGAGGAACUGUCGCUACUCCUGUAUCAUGCAGGAGUGGGGAGGGAAGAGAGAGGUGAUGUACACAGCUUUCAAAGCCCUGGGAGACUCUGUGGACUAUAUGCAGGUGUGUGACUCAGACACAGUUCUGGACCCAGCGUGCACCAUAGAGAUGCUGAAGAUUCUAGAAGAGGAUGCAAAGGUGGGGGGAGUAGGUGGAGAUGUUCAGAUCCUGAAUAAGUAUGACUCGUGGCUCUCCUUCCUGAGCAGUGUGCGUUACUGGAUGGCCUUCAACGUGGAGCGGGCCUGCCAGUCCUACUUUGGCUGUGUGCAGUGUAUCAGUGGUCCCCUGGGCAUGUACCGCAACUCUCUGCUGCAGCAGUUCCUGGAGCCCUGGUAUCACCAGACCUUCCUGGGCAGCAAGUGCAGCUUCGGUGACGACCGCCACCUCACCAACCGCGUGCUCAGCUUCGGCUACAAGACCAAGUUCACCGCUCGCUCCCAGUGCCAGACUGAAACGCCAACGCGCUACCUCCGCUGGCUCAACCAACAGACCCGCUGGAGCAAGUCCUACUUCAGGGAGUGGCUGUACAACGCUCUCUGGUUCCACAAGCACAGCCUCUGGAUGACCUAUGAGUCUGUGGUGACAGGCUUCUUCCCCUUCUUCCUGGUUGCCACUGUGAUCCACCUGUUCUACCGUGGGCGCCUGUGGAACAUCCUUCUCUUCCUGUUGACAGUGCAGUUGGUUGGCAUGGUGAAGGCUACCUACGCAUGCUUCCUGAGGGGCAGUCUGGUCAUGAUCUUCAUGUCUCUCUACUCCCUCCUCUACAUGUCCAGCCUGCUGCCAGCCAAAAUCUUUGCCCUGCUCACUAUCAACAAGGCUGGCUGGGGUACGUCAGGGCGGAGGAAGAUUGUGGUGAACUUCAUUGGGGCAGUGCCUGUCACAGUGUGGGGAGCUGUGCUGCUGGGUGGGGUGGCAUACACCAUCUACUGUGAGACCCAGGAGCCCUUCAGUGAGACAGAGAAAGCCCUGCUCAUCGCUGGGGCCAUCCUGUACGCCUGCUACUGGGUCAUCCUGCUGGUUCUUUACCUGGCUAUAGUAGCCAAACGCUGCAACAAGAGGGAGGAGCAAUACCACCUGCCGUAUGCAGAGGCAUAAGACAUGGAUCAAUUGUCAAUGUUUCAAUGGUGCUGCUGGAACAGCUGAGCCAGUCUUUGGCCCCACCCCUCUCAUGCCAUUCUGUCUCCAUGGUGCUAAACCUCUGGUUCUAAGGGACAUAUGUGGUAUGAAUGUGUUGUAGAGUGCUCUACCAGUGGUCAUGAGUUACAAGGGCAUGGUGCUUUCCAUAGAUAUAAAGCACAUUAUCAAACAACCCGUUUACAAGAGAUUGUAAGCGCUAUGACACAGGCCUGGAGGUUUGGGCUUAUCGAAACAAGUAUAUGUGUCAGUAUGAACAGUAUGAAGCAGUGUUGAUAUGUCUCCAGCAUGAGUGGAAUAACUGAACAUAGAGACAGUAAGACACAUGUACGGAGGGCCCUAUUUGCCUCAAUCAGGUGACACAAUGAUCUACAGUUGUAUUUCUGUAAUACAGUAAUUUAAAGACAAUCCAACAUUUAUACAUAACAUAACUCAUAAAUACAUUUUUCGUGCUGUUGAACAGUGCCCAAGAUAAAAGCUCAUAUGGUAAUAGUCCAAUCUUCAAUCGCCCGCAAGGAUAUUUACAUCCAAUUGAAUGAGUCAGUUCAUUUUGUGUGGGCAUUUUAUUGUAUGGGUGCCACGUUGUAUACACAUUACAUACAGUAUCAAUGCUCAAUACAGGAUAUAAUUUACCAACUGAGGAUAAUCCAUCAUUCAUUCCAUCAUGUAAACUGCUAUGACCAAAGACCACUUGUUUUUUGACGCAUGCCUUACCAUUAGUAUAAUACAAGUACUAACUCCACAUUUCUGUUAUUAGUUGUUAAAUCCAGAAUAAGAAAAUAGAAAACCAUGAUCCCCUUUUAUCAAGGCCAUUGGUAUUAGUGUAGGUGCCAUGUCUAAGUUGACAUGUUUUUGUUGUUGGAGAAUGGAGAUACUGUCGUGGAAGUUUACGUUCUUGUGCUUUUUAAGUUGUGUUAAUAUUAUUUUAUUCAGUGAGAAUUGCAUAACUUGAAAGUGCAAACAAGACACAAGAAAUAACGCUUGUUUACAGGGUGGCUCAGCCUCUCUCUACCAAUGGUGCAGUAGGUCAAUUUGACAGUACAGUAUAGUUCCAUGACCACACAAAGGAGAUCAAAGGUGUUAUGACUUUCUUUCCCUUUUCACAGUCUGAAUAGAUAUUAAAGUACAAACUUGGUAGGCGGCCAUCCAUAUGCAUUUGCAGUGUUGUCUUGGCUGUAAAUCAGAGUUAGCUGUUAUUGGGGCUCAAAACUGCAACCUCAACAUUAACCACAGGAAUAAUGUCCCCUGACACGAGACACAAGAUUGUUUGCAAUUCAUUCAAGUAUUGGUGGCCAUGAAUUGUGAACACACCAUUUUUGUUGUUUUUCCCAUACUGAAAUUGGAGUUAAAUCGAUAAAACAGCUCCCCCAAAAAAUGCUAUACUUUGAAGUUAUUUCCUGAAUGCAAGUAUACUCGCAAUUUAAGCGGUCAUGAAUGGGUUUUGUUUUAGGCGGUGCAUUUAAAAACGUGUUGGAGUCACAAGGCCAGAGAGUGUGAGUGGGGGUGGAAGUGGCCAUGCGCAGAGGGGGGAAGUGAUUUACUGUGUGGCUGGAUGAAUUGGCCUCUUGUCAAGAGAAUUUUCAAUCCCAAUGAUAAUAACUAACAAUCAAUAAGCUUUAACUAAUCCCCAAGGUUUGUAAGACACUGGGUUAAUAAUAAUUAGGCAAAGACUCAGCUUAUGCAAAAGGUUCAUACAGUUUAUUCAGAGAACGUUCUGAAGUCCAUAAUACAGAGACAUUCAUUUUAUAGUUCAUUUCCUACUUACGCACAUACAUCCACACAAACAGUAGAUAUCCUACGCACAUACAUACACACGAACAGUAGGUGAGUUGUAUCCCUCCCCAGAGUUCUCACCACUGUUUAUCACUACCCAGCGCUGUCCGUUCCAUUCCCCGAGAUUAGAGGAACCUUGAGAAGUACUCCCUGUCCUAUCAUAGGUUUCUCAGUUCUAGCCAGGUCAAGCCAAACACAGUCUUAAUUGUUCUCGGUAUUCUCUUAGGCACACACAUACACGCAUACAUUUAUCUUCCUCACAGGUCUCUACUAAACCUUAUGGGACUUACAUUUAGUACUUUAAUUAUUCAUUAUACAUGCUACAUAAACUAAUAAUCACUAAUAGGUACGUUUCAGGGUAGAAUUAUUUAAUCAUUACAUUUAAACAUAAAUCCCUUAUCACCCCUUUAGCCAUCAUGAGUAAAAAUUGUGUUUUUUACUUUUAUGGUUAUACCUCCAUCUGCAUGCCAAGAAGGGACCUCCCUUUCCCUUAAACACACACCCAUACAGCCCAUUUGGCCCUCUUUCAGAAAUCAGAACAGAAUGCAGGAACACUGAAUUUAGUGUUUAGAAUUGUGUACAGACAGCGAACUGAUCUCUUUUAAUCAUCUGACUUGUCUUCAAACGUAUAUGAGGCCUACCUUUCCCUCUACUUUCAAGGGUGUAUGUAAUGUGACUGUGUAAUAAGACUCACAGUGGUAUAGAUAUUGGGAUAACAUGAAGAAAUUAGAGGCAUAAAUAGAAUACAGAGAUGACUGUGAUUGUUGUCUGAAAUUGAGUUGUAUGGUGUGUAGAUAUCAUAUACAAUCUUUGUUAUAGUAGCCUAUCUGUCAGGCUGAACAUCUGCUCAGUCUACAAUAUUGUCUUUAAUGCCAUUUUUGAUUUCCUUGAUACUUCCUGCCUCUGAUGUACACUCAGGCCCUUGAGCUGUGACAGUUUCAGACCACUCAUGUUUGACAAUAAAUCAAUGGGUCUCAUAACGCUGAGUGACAGUAGAUGUCCACCCAUAUUUUGUAGGCAUAUCUUACAUGGAAAAACAUUCUUAUAAUAGAACUAGUUUGUAUAUAAUUAUAGAACUAUUCAAUAAGUCUUAACGUGACCUAAAAUCUAUACCAGACUUUUCUAAGCAUUCUCUCAAUGCCGCAGAACAACUGUUGAGCCUAACCAAAAAGCCAUGGCAGCUCAGCUCAUACAUCAUUCAAUGUUUACAAAAGACAAUGUUUCAAAGAAUAUUGCAAAGUAAUAUAUUUUCUGUAUUGAACAUAUUCAAAGAUAUUUUGAAGAUGCGCAAGAAUGAUGGGGUGAAGAAUCGGCUUAUAUUUAAAAGGAAUUAUGGGGUUCUGACAUUUCAUGAAACGACAGCUGUUCACAUCAUGUUUAUAAUAUGAUGUAGCUAGCACAUCAUGGUCAGUGAAUUCAGUGUAGUUUGGUCUCUAGAGCUCAACAUUGCUACACUGGUAUUUGUGUAGUUACAUGGAUGAGAGAUAAGACUUAUUUUAUAUUACCAUUUAGGAAUGAUACGUAGAUUUAGAAGAGGUAGGUGUAACUGUCAUGUAGAAGUAAUUAACCAACAGAUAACAUUUCUAACACAGUAGCAUGGUUAAAAAAAAAACUCUCAAUCAAGCAACAGCAUAUGGCUAUUGAUACACAACAUAACAAAUAUAGUUUCAUUGGUAUAGAAUAGCUGAAAAUAAAGUAUUGUAACCACCCAUGUAUUUCAUUAUGAACAUAUUUAAAUGCAGUAUAAAAAAACAUGUUUUUGGCAAAAGGUUUUGUAUUUCAAUUUCAAUCAGAACAUUUAUUUUUUACACUUGUACAGCGGUUGAAAAACGGUAUGUUUUUGUAUCUGAAUAAAAACAUUCUCAUUC
Salmo salar (Atlantic salmon) is the source of this 6713-nucleotide messenger RNA. It is a transcript of the gene has3, whose product is annotated as hyaluronan synthase 3. NCBI's taxonomy places the organism in Eukaryota, Metazoa, Chordata, Actinopteri, Salmoniformes, Salmonidae. Gene Ontology annotation, cellular component: plasma membrane. Gene Ontology annotation, biological process: polysaccharide biosynthetic process; extracellular matrix assembly; hyaluronan biosynthetic process. The record is from RefSeq and is a predicted model, not a curated record. Gene Ontology annotation, molecular function: hyaluronan synthase activity.